GGUCCACGAAGUGCCUCCCACCCAGCAGUUGGAGAAGUCGAGGAGUGGGAACUGGAAUUUUUAAAAACUAAAGUCGCGCGUCCACACAAGGUUUUUGACAACUCGUAACUAUCACGCAUGCUCGUUUAAACGCACGUAACCGGCAUGCCUCAGUUCAUCCUCCUGUCAGUCCUGCUGCUUGUCACCACAGCUGCUCAACAGCUGACCAGCCCAGAAGGAGAAGAAAAUGAAGUGCUACAAAGCACAGAGGCAGACCUCGUCAAGGACCAGAUUGAGAAUCUCAUCGGAAAUCUCAGUGGACCCAACACAAGGCACACACCUACUAUGGGUGCCACUUUUGUCACCCCUACCACUCUCAGUCAAGUUUCUACUGCAACUGUAAGCCUAACGUCCAAUACUGCUACGAGCCAAGCACCCACCUCCGUUGCCCCCCAGCUGUCAAGUCUUGCGCCUCAGUGUCCUGGUAACCUGGUAAUGCUGGAGGGGAGCUCGGCUUGUGGUUGCCCGUCUAACAUGCUGAAGAUCGGAGACAAUUGCACCUGCCCGCUUGGCUUUAGUCUUGUGGGGAGAGCAGGAUGUAAAGAUGUCGACGAAUGUCGAGAAGAAGCACCGUGCGGUCCUCACGCUAACUGCACCAACACACCCGGCUCGUAUUCAUGCCAAUGUCACCGUGGUUACCUGGCGGGCGCAGGAGGGUGCCAGGAUGUCGACGAGUGCGCUCUGGCCGCCAUCACGGGCCUGCGAGCUUGUAGUGGCAAUGUAGAGUGUGCCAACACACAGGGGUCCUUCAGCUGCUUCUGCCCGAUGGGAUAUGUCUUGAGUCCUAAUGGAGAUAACUGUGAUGAUGUGGAUGAGUGCACUACUGAGGAGUUGUGUCGCUUUCAGCUGGGAAAAGUCUGUGUGAACACAGCGGGGAGCUUUUUUUGCCAAUGCAGGCCUGGCUUCAGAACAGAAGCUACUUCAUGUGUGGAUCUAGACGAAUGCUCGGACAGUCCAGCGCUGUGCGAUGGACGGGGGGUGUGUGAGAACACAUUCGGCAGCUACAAGUGUGUGUGCCCAGCAGGUUACCGGGGAAACGGCACACACUGCGAAGAUAUGAAUGAGUGCGCUUUGGCCGCUCACGGCUGUGAUGUCAACGCUCGCUGUGGCAACAUCAUUGGCUCCUACUUCUGCCAGUGCUACCAGGGUUUCAAUGGAGAUGGGUAUUCUUGUUUUGACAUUGACGAGUGCGCUGUGAGCAAUGGACACUGUGAGCACAAUUGUACAAACGAACCAGGAGGCUACAGCUGCCAGUGUGCCUCUGGCUAUCAAUUGAAGCAAGAUGGACACGGAUGCACAGAUGUGAACGAGUGUUUGUCCCAGAAUGGAAGCUGUGCGCAUUUUUGCAUCAACAAUCUGGGAUCCUUCCAGUGCGUGUGCAGGCCUGGCUACCAGCUUCAUAUUGACGGCCACACCUGCGUGGACAUAGAUGAAUGUAAACUUCAGAACGGUGGUUGCUCGCACACAUGCUCGAAUUCUGAGGGAGGACACAGCUGCCACUGCCCGCCCCCAUUGCUGCUCAACACCGACAACCUCACCUGCAGCAAUGUUACAUCUUGUAAACUGAGAAAUGGUGGUUGCAACCACAAAUGCAUCACAAGGGCUGAGGGGCACAUUCAGUGUAGCUGCCGCUCUGGCUGGAAGCUGGGUGAGGACCAGAGAAGCUGCCUGGAUGUGGACGAGUGCGGAGAUUUUACCAAUGGGGGCUGUGAGCAGUUGUGCGAGAAUCACCCUGGCACCUUCAACUGUACAUGCAGGGAAGGAUAUCAAGUGCAAACUGAUGACCUCACCAAAUGUCGGCCUGUGUGUGACCCCCCUUGUCGGAACUACGGAAUUUGUAUGGCGCCAAACAGCUGCGAUUGUCCUCCGGGCUACCCUGGCCUUGGCUGCUCAGCCAUGUGCUCCCCACCGUGUGCGCAUGGGGGUACAUGUAUGCGCUGGAACAAAUGUUUAUGUCCUCCUGGCUGGAGUGGAGAAGGCUGCCACACAGCCAUGUGUGAGCUACCAUGCGCUAAUGGCGGUCGCUGUGUGGGUCCCGAUACCUGCCAAUGUCCUUCAGACUACACAGGUUCCCAGUGCCUUUUGCCCUUGUGCACGCCUGCCUGUCAAAAUGGUGGCCGUUGUGUGGACGUCAAUAAGUGCACAUGUGUUAGGGGAUGGCAAGGAGCUCGUUGCCAGAUAGAACCUGUUCAAUGUCAGAAGCCUUGUAAAAACGGCGGUGUAUGUGAAGGCCUCAAUAGGUGUCGCUGUGCCAAGGGAUUCACUGGAAGUUUCUGUGAAACAGCGGUGACCACUCCGUGUGUGCCUCCCUGCCGACACGGAGCUAUCUGUGGCCCUCAUAACACUUGCACCUGUCCUGAGGGUACUGCAGGCCUGCGCUGCGAGAGAUUGACAUGCCCUGUAGUCACUACUGUGGUCAGCAUGGCUCGAGCAGUGAGAAAAGCAUUUAAGGAGAGUUACGUUGACCGUUGUGGACCAUUCGGGAUUCAGCUUUGCACCAAAUACAGGAUGAACCAAGCACGCGUAUACCUCCAAGCCUACAGGGUGGGCUACAAAAUUCAGUGUCCAGAGAGAAAAGGUAGAUGAUGGACUUAACACAUUUUAGUGACUGCUGAAGCAGGAAACCACGAUGAAGUCUAGAAUUGGAUUAAAUGUUAAAAUAAGAAAAUGUUUUACUACUGUAAAAGCCAAAGUGACAUGUUUGUUUUUAUUUCACAUUGAGUUUGUAAUCUAUACAAUGGACUCUGAUAACAUUGUUUUUAUUAAAUGUUGGAUUAAAGGUUCUUUUUUUAUGAUUUUACAGCUGUGAAUUUAUGCGCUGCCCACACUAACUUGAAAUGCCAUAUCAGGUGCGCUGUACCACUUUUGUUUGCAGUCUUGCAGGAGAACAGAUGAUUACGACGAAAUGCAGUCAAGCUGGCCACUAGUUAAAAUGUUUGAAAAUGUUCCAGAGGCAGAAGAAAUUACCAUAUUUUUUUAUGUAGCCAAUAUACGUACUUUAAAAUGCAGAGCACUUGCCAUUUUAUAACAUAUGGACAUCUGGGCCGCACUUGCCGAAUGAAAGCUACGUGAGCAUGCAUAAUGUAGAAAGCUGCGAAUCCUCUGGAAUAUUUUGUGCAAUAUGCACAAUGUGAAGUUAACGCGUUAUGUUGUUUUACUUUUUAUGACUCCAAGUGGGCAAUUAAUAUAUCACUCGGCCUGAGUCUUUAUUUUUGUAGUACUUAUUCAAGCCACAC
Molecule: messenger RNA, 3275 nt
Organism: Corythoichthys intestinalis (scribbled pipefish)
Lineage: Eukaryota; Metazoa; Chordata; Actinopteri; Syngnathiformes; Syngnathidae
Exons: 22
Coding region: 145-2625 (826 amino acids)
Molecular function (GO): calcium ion binding
Source: RefSeq, a predicted model, not a curated record